AUGAAAGACUAUUCGUUUGAAGCGCCGGAGUUUGUUGAGCCGAUCACUAACGUAACGGUGGCCACCGGUAGGGAUACUGUGCUCGAGUGCACCGUCACUAAUAUUGGAAAUUAUAAGAGUGGAGAAUCUGAUCUAGGCCAGUCGUAUAUCUCUCUUAUACAACUGACAAUGAGUUUGGGGCCGACUAUUUAUAUAGCGAUGGCGUGUAAUCUGCGUGUCGCUUGGCUUAAAGUGGAUUCACUGGAUGAGCACUCUUUGUCUUCGGAGUCGACAUUACUUACAAUUCAUACGCAAACCGUUAUAAAAGACCAGAGAUUUCGUGUAUCACAUAAUAAUUACCGUCAAUGGUAUCUACAUAUUAAGAGUGUUAGGGCUGUCGAUAAAGGCUGGUAUAUGUGCCAAAUCAAUACCGAACCCAUGAUAACACAGGCCGGUUAUGUCGAUGUCUUA
Molecule: messenger RNA, 450 nt
Organism: Medioppia subpectinata
Lineage: Eukaryota; Metazoa; Arthropoda; Arachnida; Sarcoptiformes; Oppiidae
Source: the annotation of a GenBank genome assembly